AAACUGAUGCGCAUCUAUUUUGAGGAAGUUUCAAGACAGCUAACGUUGUCUGCUUCAUUUGCACGAUAUUGCUAGCCAGUGUGACUUUCAAGUAACUGUCAAGUUAGAAAUUUACUGUAAAGAUAUAUUAUAUUGAUCACCAAAUGCAAGUUAAUAGGACUGGUUGAGACGUGUCUCACUUUCAGGAUGUUGCUCUGGUUCCUGCUGGGCUUCUUUUGUGGCUGCUCCUCAUUGGCUGCUGAGCCGCAGACAGGAACUGAUGUUAACAGCACUACCCCUCCCCCAGUGCUUCUGGUGUCGUUUGAUGGGUUCCGAGCAGACUACCUCAAGAGAUUCUCCCUCCCUAACCUGGAGAAACUCUACUCCCAGGGUGUCCUAGUGGAACAGCUCACCAAUGUUUUCACCACCAAGACAUUUCCCAAUCACUACAGUCUGGUGACAGGGCUGUAUGCAGAGUCCCAUGGAAUUCUGGCCAGCAGCAUGUAUGACCCGGCGACCCACAAGAAAUUCAGCCCCUCCCAGGAUAGCGACCCAUUCUGGUGGAAUCAAGCGGAGCCCAUCUGGCUCCACGCACUGGAUUAUGGGUUGUCGACGGCGGCGAUGAUGUGGCCCGGUUCUGACGUAUAUAUCAGAAACCGCACUGCCACACACUUCCAGAACUACAAUUCUACCAUGACCUUUCAGCAACGCCUGGGCCUUGUUGUCAAGUGGUUGCUAGGUGAUGAGAAGGUGAAAGGAGUGUCGUUUGCGGCCCUCUACUGGGAGGAGCCUGAUGGGACAGGUCACAAGUACGGCCCUGACAACACCACCGCCAUGGCCCACGCCCUGAAACAGGUGGAUGAGAAUGUGGGUCUUCUGAUGUCAGAGCUGAACAGAACGGGCUUGUGGGGUCGGAUCAACCUGAUUGUGACCAGUGACCACGGCAUGGCCCAGUGUUCCCCCGAACGCAUCAUACGUCUGAACUCCUGUCUUCACCCAGACAACUACACUCUGGUGGACCUGACACCAGUGGCUGCUCUCAUACCCACAAAUGACACAGAAGCUGUCUUCUCCCUGCUGAAGAAAUGCCACCCACACAUGACCGCCUACCGAAAGGAAGCAAUCCCUGAUAAGCUGCACUAUAGGAACAACAAACACAUCCAGCCAAUCAUAUUGGUGGCAGACGAAGGCUGGACCAUCGUCCAGCAAGGCGAGCUACCAAGAUUGGGUGACCAUGGCUAUGACAACACACUUCCCAGCAUGCACCCCUUCCUGGCGGCUGUAGGACCGGGCUUCCGUAGCGGUUACAGUCUCCCUGUGUUACAGAGCGUGGACGUGUACCCUCUGGUGUGCCACCUACUCUCCAUCCCCCCAGGGCCCAACAACGGCUCCCUAGCCCAGGCCUGCUGCCUGCUGUCUGGGGAAAGCUGCUCAUCCCUGACCAUGGUCAUCGGGAUCGUUGUGGGAGUCCUGCUGCUGCUCACCACCUUGACUGGUCUGUUCAUGUUCAUCAAGCCGCGUCCUUCUGCGUCUCGGCCCUUCCAGCGCAUCCAGCUAGACGACGACGAUGAUGACGAUGAUGACCCUCUCUUGGGGUAGCCGGAGGAGCAUCCAUCCCCCAUCCUCCCCUCCAUCCCCCAUCCCCUUCUGCUCCCAACAGCCAAUCAGCAGUCAAAGGGAAUGUAGUCGAGGAGCUGAGAGACUGAUCAGUAACUAAGAGCUGCUGUGGAUUGUUUCAGUAGGCACUGUACAGGUAGGCUUAGCAACUGUAGUCUUGGCAACAAUGGUCUACUUUGAUGUUACUGUCCUGCUGCAGACUGGACACUUUAAAAAGUGUGUGUGUAUGUUACUGCGUGCAUGGAGGGAGGGAGGGGUGGUCGCGUGUGUGUGUGUGCAGGGGGGGGGGGUUCUUUUAAUGUUGAGUCAAUCUAGAAGGUACUCACUUUGCCUCCAACCAGACAUCUGAAUUACUUGAAUAUGCUACUGAAGAAAAGCCAUCUAAAAUUAUAUGAUUAGGAGAUGCACUCCAGACAAAAUGUAUAUGUAUGUAUGUUCUUUUAUUUCUGUUGAUGUAAUGAUGUGACAUCAAAAUUCUUCCAUUUGUGCUUUCAUUAUUCUUUGUGAGGCUAUUUAUUUGGGUUGAAUAGUUACUGCUUUCAUUGUGGAAAACUACUGAUAAUAUUGAAUGUACAUAUACCAGUAGGUUGUUGAGGUCUAUUAUUUAGUAUCCAGACAUUUUUGAGGUAGGUUCAUAAUGUCUAGCGUCUAAUGUUUAUCCUUCUUUGGAUUGUUUGUUUUGGGAAAUAAUGUUCCAUGUGUUUCUGAGUUUUAUCACAAGAGGGAACCAGGGUUCCAGACUGUUCUCCUGAGCACAAGUCAGAGAGGGGGGGGUUCAACUAAGAGAAUAUUGCUAACCCAUUAUUUAGCCAGCCCCACACCUUACAGAGUAACGGUAAAUAUUCAAACUAUCAAGAUACAGUUGGGAGAAACGGUCUCUCAAUUGUAUUGUUACGAAUAUGCAACAACUGUCUAGUGAGUUCAUUAAAGGAAAAUGAGCAGAUGUUUAUGGUUAAUUGAACAUCUAUACUGUCUGUCUAGAUUAAGGACACCAGGAAUGUAUCUUCUACCAGUAUAUUAAUGCAGUGUAUUUGUGGGUGGUUGGCCUUUUAUUGGGUAUUAUUUACUGUUGUUGACGUUUUUAUUAGUGUUAAUGGUUUUCCAAUCAACUGUUAGUUUUUUUUUGUCUUUGUCAGUUUGCGUGAGUGUUGGGUACUGUUAUCAAGGCCAGGAGAGUUGUUAGAUACUCUAAAUAGAGGCAGUAUUUUCCAUUGAUUGCUGUGAAAUUCUCUAAUCACAUGACUGGUGUUUUUUGCUGCCUUGUUUGUAAUGCAAUGGUAAAGUAAGUGGUGUGUGUUUGUGUGUGUACACACCAAAGAAGCCAGUCUGUGACCAUCUAUGUCUGCCAUCCAGCUUUUUUAUGGCCUCUAUUAUGCACAGUAUCCCAGUUCAAAAUACGGCACCUUACCCACAGUAUGGCUGGGACUCUUGAUGGUACAUUGGCUGCCGGUUCUGGUUCUCUGUGCCAGCAGAUUCAUACAUGUUGAAUCACACGGGUGUCCUGUUACUAUGCAAAACCUGGUCUGUCAUCUUCCUCUGGGGUGAUUCUGAACAGACAUUAGUCAUCUGGUGUGUGUUUUGUUUGUGGUGUCAAACAUCACAAUAUGACACCAUAAUUGAAAGAUAACACAAUGAUUGAAUAAAUAUGAAAUAGACUUCA
This is a messenger RNA of Hypomesus transpacificus, 3256 nucleotides long. RefSeq names its product ectonucleotide pyrophosphatase/phosphodiesterase 4 (gene enpp4). The record is from RefSeq and is a predicted model, not a curated record. The transcript is spliced from 8 exons. The coding region runs from base 187 to 1578 and encodes 463 amino acids. NCBI's taxonomy places the organism in Eukaryota, Metazoa, Chordata, Actinopteri, Osmeriformes, Osmeridae.